GCAGAUUUCUAAUUUUAUAAUUUAGUAACAUUUUUUAUACAUAUUUAAGAAGUGCUCCGAACGCGUUUUGGCGUAUGGAAUUAAAACACCGAGAGAGGAGGGAAUAACCCCCAAAACAAAAACCUAGCCGCUUCCAAUGUCAAAACGCAACGCAACGCAGUCCCAACCGCCGCCUAGACCGCUGAUAAAGCAGCACUCGUGGUCGCCGGACGCCGAUCGCGAAGAGGCUUGGCUUCGGAGGAAGGGUAAACAGCCAUCGGGGCGACUCGGUCGGAGUAAGAGCGUCACGGACGAAGAUCUGGAAGAGCUCAAGGGCUGCAUCGAGCUGGGAUUCGGGUUCGAGCCUGAUUCGCCGGAUUUGGAUCCGAGACUCUCGGAAACUCUUCCAGCUCUUGGGUUAUACUGCGCCGUCAACAAACAGUAUAGCAGCAGAUUGUCCCGGACUUCGUCUCUGUCUUCGAUCGUAUCGGAAGGUGAACUUAGCAAUUCGAGCACGACGAUCGUCGAUCAAGAGGAAUGA
Messenger RNA from Thlaspi arvense, 520 nucleotides. The record is from the annotation of a GenBank genome assembly. Lineage: Eukaryota; Viridiplantae; Streptophyta; Magnoliopsida; Brassicales; Brassicaceae.